GAAGAAUGUUCUAGUUCACCGUGUUUAAAUAAAGGAUGGUGUGUAGAAACUGCUCUAUCUUAUAAAUGUCACUGUUCAGAUACCAGAUAUACUGGUCAACAUUGUGAAACAGGUACUGAAGAAUGUUCUAGUUCACCGUGUUUAAAUGAAGGAUGGUGUGUAGAAACUGCUCUAUCUUAUAGAUGUCACUGUUCAGAUACCAGAUAUACUGGUCAACAUUGUGAAACAGGACGUGAGGAAUGUUCAAACUCAUCGUGUCAAAAUGGCGGUUGGUGUCUAGAGGUUGGAAACUCAUUUCGAUGUUAUUGCCAUGAUGUAAGAUAUACUGGCGUCUUUUGUGAAACAGGUGGGUUUUUCUUAAAAUCAUACCUGAAUAAAGCUCGUCCAAUCGUUGCCAAAACAUUUUUAGUCGGGCUGAAGAAAAUAUGA
Messenger RNA from Lottia gigantea (owl limpet), 429 nucleotides. RefSeq lists its product as hypothetical. Gene Ontology annotation, molecular function: calcium ion binding. Gene Ontology annotation, biological process: heterophilic cell-cell adhesion; establishment or maintenance of epithelial cell apical/basal polarity. The transcript is spliced from 3 exons. The record is from RefSeq and is a predicted model, not a curated record. The annotation marks the transcript as partial. Lineage: Eukaryota; Metazoa; Mollusca; Gastropoda; Lottiidae. Gene Ontology annotation, cellular component: plasma membrane; protein-containing complex.